AGCUUGCAACUCUUAUCUGGUAUGUGUUUUAGCUCUAUGAGUGGUUGAUCCAUUGCAUCCUUAAGAUAUUCAUGGAGAACAACCCUAGUUCAUCAACAAGUGAUAGAAAAUUGGUUGAGAGGAAUAGAAGAAAUCAAAUGAAGGAUCUUUUCUCCAAGCUCAACUCAGUUCUGCCUCAUCAAAGUUCAAGGGAGGGAAUUUCGCGUCCAGAUCAGAUAGGUGAAGCCAUAGACUACAUAAAGAACUUACAGAUUAAGUUGGAGAAGAUGAAGGAGAAAAAACACAACUUAACAGACAUUGUAAGGUCAAGAACUGCUACCAUGAAUAUGGAAUUGAAAUCUCCACAAUUUAAGAUCCAACAAAUGGGUUCAGUCUUGGAGGUUGUUCUAGUAUCUGGGUUGGAUUUUCAUUUCAUUUUCAAUGAGACAAUUCGUGUUCUUCAAGAAGAAGGAUCUGAUAUAGUUAAUGCCAGUUAUACUGUUGCUGAAAAUGCAGUUCUCCAUAAAAUACACUGUCAGGUAGAUGAAUCUGCCAAUGGAGCUUCGAGGAUAUCGGAGAAACUGAAGAAUUUAUGUCAAUGGUCGGUAGCAUGAAUUGUUGGUCGGUAGCAUUGUGUUACCUAGUAAGCAGAUUCAUAAUCACUGUCUUGUUUGCAUUCAAUAUCAAGAUUCUGAUUAUGUUUUUUCUGUGUGUGCACACACACCUAUGCUUGAAUAUGUGUAUCAUGUUGCAGAA
Vigna radiata var. radiata (mung bean) is the source of this 735-nucleotide messenger RNA. RefSeq names its product transcription factor bHLH162. The record is from RefSeq and is a predicted model, not a curated record. NCBI's taxonomy places the organism in Eukaryota, Viridiplantae, Streptophyta, Magnoliopsida, Fabales, Fabaceae. Bases 72 to 593 code for a protein of 173 amino acids. Gene Ontology annotation, biological process: regulation of transcription by RNA polymerase II. The transcript has 3 exons. Gene Ontology annotation, cellular component: RNA polymerase II transcription regulator complex. Gene Ontology annotation, molecular function: protein dimerization activity; RNA polymerase II transcription regulatory region sequence-specific DNA binding; DNA-binding transcription factor activity, RNA polymerase II-specific.